AUCAACCUAUAAUUAAAAACCUCAUCAACAAAGCAUUUUCUUUUCUCAAUAAAAUCAUGCUUUUUAAAGCUCACCCGUAUAAUUCCCACUCAUUAUCUUUGUUGCUUAAAGCUCUCUCCCUUAUCCCCUCUCCCUUUCUCUGCCUCUCUCUCUCCUAAACCCCAUCAAUUUCAAAUCAAAUUCCUUCCCUUGCACAAAACAAAUAACUCUACUCUCUCUCACACACACACACCCUCCUCUAAAACAAAGAGACCCACCACACAGAUUAAACUAUACAAACUCACUGAUCACAACCUCUCAUACAAAAAAAAAAAAAAAAUCAUACACAAACAGAAGGAACUCAUUCAUACACCCACUCACUCACUCAAGCACCAAACUUUACUUCCUCUCCAUGCGAUCAUGGAGGGAGGCGACGAUCUCCACCAACAUCACCACCACCGUCAGAACUUCCCAUUCCAGCUUCUCGAGAAGAAAGAAGAGCAAGAAGCCGCAUCAUGUUCCACCUCCUCCCCCUACCCUUCCCUAGCAAUCUCCGCGGAACCAACCACAUCGAAUUCCACUCGAUCCGCCGCCGCGGCCGCAGCGGCGGAAAACAAAAAACCACCGCCGAAACGCACCUCGACGAAGGACCGGCACACGAAGGUCGACGGGCGCGGCCGGCGCAUCCGAAUGCCCGCCCUCUGCGCCGCCCGCGUCUUCCAGCUGACGCGCGAGCUAGGGCACAAAUCCGACGGCGAAACCAUCGAGUGGCUCCUCCCGCAGGCGGGGCCCGCCGUGAUCGCGGCCACGGGCACCGGCACCAUCCCCGCGAACUUCACCUCGCUCAACAUCUCCCUCCGAAGCUCAGGGUCCUCCAUGUCCGUCCCCUCCCAGCUCCGAUCCUCGUACUUCAACCCUAACUUCUCCCUCCAACAACGUAGGAGCUUGUUCCCCGGCAUAACCCUAUCCGAAAACCACACAAACACCAACACCAACACCAACACCAACACCAGCUCCACGCUUCUCAAUUUCCAAUCCAACAACCUCAACGCCAUGCUCCAAGCCAAGGCCGAAGCCCCCUCUUCCUCCACGCUGGACUUGUCGGAGACUAGUCCAGACGAUACAUCCCUAGGCAGCAGAAAACGAAGACCCUCGGAGCAACAUGACUUGUCCUCAACGCACCAAAUGGGGAGUUAUCUCCUGCAGUCCAGUGCAGGCGCCGUUCCAUCCACCCACGCCGCCAAUAUUUGGAUGGUGGCCAAUUCCAACAACAGCGCGCAAGUCAUGAGCGGCGAUCCCAUAUGGACGUUCCCACCGGUUAACAACACCGCCUUGUACCGCGGCACCGUUUCCAGCGGCUUGCAUUUCAUGAACUUCCCCACUCCCAUGGCGCUCUUGCCCAGUCAGCAACUAGGGUCUUCCGCGAUUGGUGCUCUCGGAGGAGGUAGUAAUAGUAAUAAUAUGAAUGAAGGGCAUUUGAGUAUGCUUGCGGGGCUUAGCCCUUAUCGUCCUGUUAUUGGCGUUUCCGAGUCUCAGGCCAGUGCCUCGCAAUCGCACCGUGGAGGCGCCGCCGAUGAUCGCCAUGAUAAUACCACCACCCACCACUCCUAGAGGACCGUCAAUUCUUCUUCUUCUUCUUCUUACUUGGUCCCUAGUUUGAUUGAUCACGUGAGGUUUGCUUGAUCUUCGGAUUAAUUCAGUUUUAUUUAUUCCCAAAAAUUAAUUUUUUUUGGUGUGAUUAAGAUUUUGGAGGGAGGGAGGAGGAGGAGGAGGAGGAGGCUUUUUUAGGGUUUCGCAGGUGACACUAUUUAACAAUGGGGUAUUUGGCUGCCUUUUUUUUUUUUUUUUUGGUAAAAAUGUCUUCUUUGAGUUAUUUCACUACACGAUAUCUUAUGAUCAUCAUUGUUAAUCACUUUGUGCAAUUUUCUUUUCUUUUUUUUUUGUUCUCAAUUCUCAUAGGCUUUUAAUUAAUUGGUUUGUAAUUUUAUGCUUUUUAUGUUAAAAGAGAAGAAAACGACUCACUUGCAUUCCAUGGCAUGACCUUUGCUAAGUCUCCCACCUAACAGGCAUUUGGGUUUUUUUUUUUCUUUUUCUCCAUCUCUCUUUCUGGGCCACAGCCACAGAGCUUGCUCGUGUGGUAAAAGGGAUGAAACAGUGUUACCGCAAGACUAAUGUAAAAUAUUAAAUUUACAUUGCUUUUUGAUCAUUCUGAUUCUAAAUCUCUGCCAUGAAUCUCGAGGUUUACUGCAUCAAUGAUUAAGAUUUUUGAGAGAGAUGGGGGUAAUAGGACGGUGGGGUCAAAACCUUAUCGGUUCCAGGUGUUGGCUCAGGUGGUGGGGUCCGGCUGCUGGUUAUUGCCCAAACCAAUGUACAAUGUCACUGACAAACAGGUGGAUCAUUCUCCAUCUUCUGUUUUCUUUUUUAAUUUUCUUUUAGCCCUUUUAAUGGAGCAGUUGCUGGCAUCACAGAAAGAUCCAUCGUGACUCUUAAUGACCCUACUGGGAUAUGCCCCACCAUUCCAUCAAUCAGGACCCUUCAUUUGAUGGGCCAUCCCAGUAUUCAAUGCAUGAUUGGGUCUCUCUCCUCGCCAAAGGGAAAACGUGGAAUCUCAACUUUCAUGCCCCUUCCUCCUUAAUUACUGUCUCCCUUCAAAACAUUUUCAAUUCAAGACUUCCUCCUCUCUAGCUUUGGCGCUGGAAACGGACAAGUGUAUUUUUACUUCACUUGUUUAAUUAUUGUGUCCUUGCUGUUCUACCAUUUUUAGAUGGAACUGCUUCCUGUUCGAGCUUGCGCAUGCAGUAAUUUUUAUUUUUUUUUCAGAUGAACUUCAAUCGGUAGUCCAAGUAUGUUAUAAUUGAGAGUGUCUUUUUCA
Cajanus cajan (pigeon pea) is the source of this 2851-nucleotide messenger RNA. NCBI's taxonomy places the organism in Eukaryota, Viridiplantae, Streptophyta, Magnoliopsida, Fabales, Fabaceae. The record is from RefSeq and is a predicted model, not a curated record.